This is a messenger RNA of Aspergillus brunneoviolaceus CBS 621.78, 1311 nucleotides long. RefSeq names its product acyltransferase family protein. Gene Ontology annotation, molecular function: acyltransferase activity, transferring groups other than amino-acyl groups. The transcript has a single exon. Gene Ontology annotation, cellular component: membrane. Gene Ontology annotation, biological process: polysaccharide biosynthetic process. Lineage: Eukaryota; Fungi; Ascomycota; Eurotiomycetes; Eurotiales; Aspergillaceae. The record is from RefSeq and is a predicted model, not a curated record. The annotation marks the transcript as partial.
CUGCGCCGCACCGCCCCUCUUGACGGGCUCCGCGGAAUAGCUGCGCUCUGCGUGGUCAACUACCAUAUUAUCUCGGCCUUUCACAACUUCGUCAAUUACGGCUACGGGCUUACCCCCGAGGAGGCUCAUCGUGAACCUCAUUGCGCCCACAACAACGAGCCCAUCGAGCACAAUCUGCGCCUCCACCAGCUGCCAAUUAUUCGGCUUGUCUAUUCCGGGUCCGCCCCGGUCUGUAUCUUCUUUGUGCUCUCGGGCUUCGUGCUAUCCUACCGAUCCUGGCAGCUUGUGCGAGCCAGCAAAUUGGAGGCUGUCUUCCCCAGUCUGAGCUCCUCGACCUUCCGCCGCGGGUUCCGCCUCUUCCUGCCCACGACCCUCGCUACGCUGAUCACCAUGAUCUUGAUUCAGACAGGGGCCUGGGAUUAUCCCGCCCAGGUUGCAAUGGAUGCAACCAUCAUUACCGCCGAGAACGAGUACCACCAACCCCGGUUGCCCACUUUCGGGGCGCAGACUGCCCACUGGGCGUCAAUGAUGUGGAACAUGACCAACAUCUUUGCCUGGGAGGAGACCUAUCCCGAGUACGACGUGCAUCUGUGGACCAUCCCGAUGGAGUUCCGGGCCUCGCUCCUGCUGUUCCUCAUUCUCCUGGUGCUGGUGCGGCUCCGCUACCGGUACCGCGUGGCCAGUCUGAUUGGUCUGAUUGCCUACUGCUACGGUCAUGUUCGGUGGGUGAUGGUCCUGUUUUUGGCCGGCAGCUUGCUGGCCGAAACCUCCCUCCGCUGGGACGCUGCCCGAGCCCCUGAGACCAUCAUUCCCGCCAACAACAUGGGGCUUUUCAUCCUCUUCCUCAGGGCGGUGCUCGUCUUGAUCUCCCUGUAUUUCCUCUCCGCCCCAGACAAGUGCAUUCACCGCACCCCGGGCUACAUGACGCUGGCCAAGAUCCUUCCCUCGUGGGACGUGCGCUUCUACCGCGUCUUCCCCUCACUGGGGGCCAUUAUCCUCGUCGGGGUGAUCUCCCACAGCGCCAAGGAGAGUCGCCUUUCGCGAGUGUUCGACGUCCGGCUCGUGCAGUAUCUGGGCUGGAUCAGUUAUUCGAUCUAUAUCGUUCAUGGGCCAUUGAUGCAUGGCUUGGGCUAUCGGCUAUUCCCCCUGAUGUGGCGGAUCACGGGCCACGAGGCAACGGGCCCGUAUCUGAUGGGAUUCUUUCUGGCGUGGUCGACGUUGCUGUUCGUGGUGUUCUGGGUGGCUGAUCGGUUUGCAGUGGCGGUGGAUGAUAACUGUGUGCGGAUUGGAAAGUGGUUGGAAGGGAAAUUG